Molecule: messenger RNA, 2939 nt
Organism: Varroa destructor (honeybee mite)
Lineage: Eukaryota; Metazoa; Arthropoda; Arachnida; Mesostigmata; Varroidae
Source: RefSeq, a predicted model, not a curated record
AUUGCUAAGGCGUUUCGUAUGCCAACGAUUCUUAACCGUGGCGAUGGCGGUAACAGUCAUACCAUCAUCACUGCUCGUUGUAAUUGUGACGAUGGCAAUUCUGAGUCAGUUUUCAACGCCUGGCAAUGCUUUCGUGAAAAAGCUUCUUGAAACGAAACUCUUAGCAUCCAUGAUGAAGGAGCUGAACAAUCAGCCGUUCUACGACAAAUAUUCCGUGUCCUACUCAGUGCCACCCUUAAAGCUUCUUCCAAUGAAUACGGAUACUGUGGAGACGACCAUGCCAAUACCAUUGAUAACGCGAAUGAAAAUGAUGAAAUCACCAAUGGACAUGUAUCAACUUGAGCACAUCGCCCCUUACUACAAGGCAGCGUAUUCGUAUUUCGAUCAUCCCGCCCAUCAGAACCAUCAUCAUCCAGAUCAUGAGGAACCAGGGAUCACUAGACAUCCCGAUCAUUCCGUUCAGCAUCACCCCCAUAUUGAAGAUCAUCAUUUUGAUCAUGAUCAUGAUGAUGCUGAUGAUGAUGAUGAUAAUGAGCAUGAUCAUCAUUACCAUCACGAUCAUCUUGCCCACUUUUCUGAUCACGAAAUGUACAAGCAAUCGUCGAUGAAUAAUAUGCGAAACAACCUAUACAGUCAGGCAACAGCAGUCAUGAAGACGGGGGCACUGAAGGCCAGGCCGUGGCCCGUUCCUUCGCGGGGACUUAGGAAGACCAAUCUGGAUUUCAAUGAGAAUUUCUCGUUAGCUGAAAUAGAACCGACGAAUAGUGGAUUUGCAAUGAACGCUAUGAAUGGCGAGAUGGGAAACUUUGGGCCAUCUGUGGACGUCCCCAGUACAAUCGAAGGGAGCAUGGACAUUUCUAGAGGUGGAAUAAAAAAUUUAAACACCGCUGUGGAAAAAAUUAAGCAGCUCAAUAAAAAUGAUGACGUAAGUGAGAUUAGCGAGGAGCAGAUGAAACGUCCUAUUACACAAAAUAUGGAAAAAGAUUUUGAAAAUGACGAAAGUAAAAAGAAGAAUAAGAACGAGUCUUUGGCAGAAAUGAAGCCCGCGAAUAUAGACCAACUUAAUAUUAUGAAACCUUUGGAUAUGAUCGCGGUAUCCAGGAAUCUCACGAGAUUGCCAGCAAAAACUAUGAACAAGACGCAGAACCAUGGGAAGAUGGAAUCGAUUUUGUACUCCGAGCUAACCCAAAACCAAGGCAAUCGAGGCAGUGUGUAUUUAUCGGGUGUCCCUCCGAAGAUGAUACUGCCGAGAUACCAUACUCCAAUGUCACCCGUCCAGUUUACGAUGAGGUUGCCAUCCUCACAAAAUGGGGCGAAUGAAGUUGGCCAGAGUCUAGUUGGACGAAUGCGAAAUGCCAUGGGCAACUUUGGGUUGGGCGGUACACGACGGGGUAACUGGAACCAAUUAACUGCUAACAUAGCUAAAUUCCAUGAUAUUAAUCAGGGUACUAUGGGUCAGAGGUUAACUUCUGCCGCUCAAAAAAUUAUGCUCAAACCUCUGAUGAUACCUAACAGCCCACCUGCUAUGAUGGAUAUGUACAACAGCAUGCCCCCAUUCAACCUUGGAAUGCAUCCCGCGAUGGAAGGUAUGCUUCUCGAUGGUGCAGUUGCGUAUCUCAAGCAACCGUCACAACCGCGCCCCAAGGAAGGCCUUCCAGCUUACUUAGGCUCAAUCCAACAGAGCCCAACACAAAUUCGCAACAAACCCCAUCAUUCUGAAAGCAUGGCUUCCCAGCACCAGCAGUUACGUAGGCAAAUGGAGAAGAUAAUGGACGAGUUCACUAGGAGACCAGCCCAUUUUCGGCAGAGUCCUCAUGUGGCUAGUCAGCUUCAGCCUGAGUUAUCUAAUUUCCAUGCCUCUUCUGGUUCCCACACUCGGGUAACGACUGAAUCGGUGCCUUCAAAUCUGAAGCGGCUGCAGAAGAACAAACAGGAAAACGCCGAAAACCAAGUUGCUGAACAGACGUCAGCUUUGACGCUUAAGAAGCAGGAACGAGACAGUGUUUCCGAAGCCAAGGAACCAAUGAAUUCUACGAUUGCUGUAGGAAUCACUGACACUUUUUAGUUAGCUGUUGAUUUGACGCGUAUGAUCGAGUAAGUAUUCGUUGUGACAAGUUUUACAUGUUCUCUUGUAAAUACACAUAACAUUUACUCUGUAUUGAAAAUAAAUAUUUCUGUGAAGAAAUAAAUCAAUCUACUGUUGUGUUAAAUGAUGAAAAUCUUCAUUUAUCGAUGUCGGGAUUAAAUAAUUACUCACUAGUAUAAGUAUCGCUCGUUGAUAACUUCCAAAUGUAAAAGUCCUUUUCCCUUCCAUGUGAAACCAAUGUGAUAUUAUAGUAAAAUUUGCAUAUCACCUCUUUACAGAAACAAAUUUAUAGUUUUAUUUAUUUUAGUUUAAUUAAGAUACACUCAAAAUCUACCCGAAAAAUAGAUUUGAUGUUCGACUUGAUGUACACUGUACGGAUAUGCCCGAGUAAUAAGCUGACGCUCUCAGUGAUAAGAUAAUUGAGCAUGGUCGAUUGUAGAUGGACUGCGAACAACAUACAAUUGCUUGCUUGGCUGAGUUUUUAAAUACGUAUUCAAGUCAGAAACUAAAGGCAAAUUUGGUAAAAAGUAAAAUACCUAUUUGGUCGAUUUUGUGCUCAAUGAGAACGCGCGGAGGCUAUCUGGCCAGCAUGAUCAGAUCCAUUUUUUAUUUCAAUUUUAAACAAUCACGGAAUGUGAAAUCACACAAAAUAGUAUAUAUUUCCCAAAGAGUUAACUAAUAUAGUCUGCACGCAAACCUAUCCAGAUAAAGACGAAAUGAUGAAGCCGAAGAUCAGCAAAUGAAGAAGACAUGGCGAACACGUUCGUCAUCGCCGCGGCAAUUACCAAUAAACGUAAAUAUGUCAUUUUUCUAAUACCACAAUAGAUAACCCAGUACCCAGAGAAAAUGCUUA